This is a messenger RNA of Helianthus annuus (common sunflower), 1702 nucleotides long. RefSeq names its product flavonoid 3',5'-hydroxylase 2. The transcript has 2 exons. Bases 5 to 1555 code for a protein of 516 amino acids. Lineage: Eukaryota; Viridiplantae; Streptophyta; Magnoliopsida; Asterales; Asteraceae. The record is from RefSeq and is a predicted model, not a curated record. Gene Ontology annotation, molecular function: iron ion binding; heme binding; monooxygenase activity.
CAAAAUGACACAAAUCAACCUUGCAUCAUGGUGGUGGCAAUGGGAAGUAAUGACCACCAUUUCAGUUGUGAUCCUGGGUGUUCUAUGGUACAAGUUGACACUAUCGAUCUCCUCGCGAUCACCACGGUUACCUCCAGGUCCUUGGUCAUUGCCGGUUGUUGGGUACCUUCCAUUUCUUGGUCGUGAUCUGCACAUCCAUCUCAAAAACAUGGCUCACACCUACGGACCCAUUUUCAAGUUCUAUUUGGGAAGCAAGCUUUACAUGGCUAUAGACACCCCGGAGCUAGCUAAGGAGGUAUUUCGUGACCAUGAUGAGACUUUUGCUAACCAUGACCUAAAUGCCGCGGCCUCGGUUAAGUCCCACAGAGGCCAAGAUAUGGGGUUUUCCGAGUACAGUGCAAACUGGCGUAAACUUCGUAAGAUCUUUGUCCAUGAGAUGUUAAGCAGCAACAGUCUUAACAAAAAUAGUUAUUUCCGAACGGAUGAGGUUAGAAAAACUAUCAAGAAUGUUUAUAGUAAAAUUGGGACCAAUGUUAACAUUCGUGAUGUUUCUUUCGUUACUGGAGCAAAUGUCAUAAGAAGAAUGGUUUGGGAUGAAACAUCAUAUACAGGUGAAAAGGGUGUCGAUCUUGCAGCCGAUUUACAGAUGGUGGCAACGAACAUCAUCAAGCUUUUGGGGCAGCCAAACUUGUCAGAUUUCUUCCCUACUCUUGCUUGGUUCGAUCUACAAGGUGUUGAGAGGAGCAUGAAGAAGGAACUUAAGAAGGCGGAACGAAUUUUUGCAAGCAUCAUCGAAGAUCGAAUCAUAUCUAACUCCAAAAUGUCACAUGAAGAUGAAGGAAAGAAAGACUUUUUACAGAUCUUAUUAGACCUCGAGGACCAACAAGAGCUCAACAACACCCAAGUAAAAGGACUUCUCUUGGACGUAAUGCUUGGAGGAACAGAAGCAACGACCUCACUCAUAGAAUUGGCGCUGGCAAAUAUUAUGAAAAAUAAUGAAGUAAUGAAAAGAGUUCAAGAUGAAUUAGUAGAAAUGGUUGGACCAAACAACAUAGUCGAAGAAUCGCAUCUUCCAAGGCUACAAUACUUAGACGCAACGAUUAAGGAAACACUCCGGUUGCAUCCUAUAGCUCCUAUCCUAUUCCCACGGGUACCGAGCAAGGAUUGUGUGGUAGGUGGAUAUGCAAUUCCGAAGGGGACUGCCGUCUUUAUAAAUGUUUAUUCAAUCCAUCGGAAUCCUAGAUACUGGGACAAUCCCAUGGAGUUUAACCCCGAUAGGUUCUUGGUGAAGGAAGGGACAGACAUAUUGGAUUAUCGUGGGAACAAUUUGAAGUUCUUCCCGUUUGGAUCGGGAAGAAGAAUGUGCCCUGGCGUUCCAUUGGCCGAGAAAAUGCAAAAGUUUAUCUUGGCUUCUCUCUUGCACUCUUUUAACUGGAGCUUGCCGGAGGGUGUAGAGCAUGACCUUACUGAUAGUUUUGCUCUUGCGUUAAGAAAAAGUAAACCACUCAUUGCUGUCCCAUAUCAAAGGUUUCCAGAUGCAAGCCUUUAUAUGUAAUAUUUUCAGACCUCGGUCUACUUAUGGUUAUAACUUUGUGUUUCUAUUUUCUUUGAAGUAUUGUGUAAACUUUGUGUUUCUAUCUUCUUUGAAGUAUUGUGUAUCUAAUAACGCCUAUCGAAACUAUGUUAUAUAUUGUAAUAACGA